UGAAGUACAGUACAACACUUACAGUAGUCGAGUAAAGUAACACCACACGGUGACGCUAGAAGACUUCCUGAAAAGAUGAACACUUGAGACAAAGUAAUUGCGUUCAUCAUUUUUGUCCAGCCCGAGGCCCGUAGUGUUGUCACAGAAAUCCAACAUGGCGUCCACAGUUAGCAAGCUAGCAAGCAAGCGGAAUGUAAACUGCUGUAAUUAGAUCAGGAGAUAUGAAAUGAAGUUAAGCUGCGACCUGCCGAGAUAGUUAGGCGAGUGUUCACGAAAUGAAACGAUUAGCAUUAGGAAUAUUGCUUUUGUUUCCGAAAAUUCCUCGCCACCACGCUCUCUGACUUGGGACAUUUUCUGGCACGCCAGGCAUGAUGGCUAGAUAGCGUUUUAAAAGAAGCAUCAUGAAUUUGCCUGCUUGUUUAAAUAGACAGUCAGUAAGACAGCUUGUGCAUCAAUAUAUUUAUUUAUUUAUUUUUUAGCUAGCGUACAUGUUAGCCAGCUGACUAGCCAAGAAUUGCCCAUUAUAGGACGAUGUGUAGGCGAUGUGGGUUGUUAGCCAAGUUAGCAGCGAGCUACGCAGCCACCGACUCUGCAGUUUCCCAUUCAAAGUAUCAGUCUAAUUAAUUUGCUUUUGUUGUUGGUGAUCAUGACGGAGGUGACCCGUGACGAAGAGCUGCGCCCUGUACCGAAAGAGAGGGCGAUCCUGGAGAGCUACUUCACCCAGCUCGGGAUAUUUUCCUUCGACAGAGCGAAGGAUUAUGUGGAGAAAGAGAAGGACAACAGCAAAAGCGCUGGGGCCAUCUGGGCGUCUCUCCUCGCUGCUCUGGCCCAUCUGGCUGCGGCAGAGAAAGCCUACCACAACAUGACUUUCCUGGGACAAAAAAUAGGUGGGCAGUCUUUUUUCAGCCGGAAGGACUCCAUCAGGACCAUCUACACCUCGCUGUACAACGAGCUGAAAAAGGUGGUGAUGACAGGGCGCAACGUGGCCGGGGGCACGGCGCCCUACCUGGAGGACCUGCUAUCCCACCUGGCCGAGCAGCUGUGCUACUUCAUCCAGGCCCGCAUGGAGAUCGCCGACUUCUACGAGAAGAUGCACUCGCUCAGCAGCCAGAAGUCCAUCAACUCGGAGGAGCUCGUGAGCGUGCUGCAGUCAGUUCUGCAGAAGUACAGCUCCAGGUUCCACCACCCGAUCCUGAGCCGGCUGGAGAGCAGCUUCCAGGUGGAGGUGGACGUGCUGCAGCAGCUGCUGCAGUGCCAGGCGGAGAUCUCCGAGUGGAAGUUCCUGCCCUCCCUGCUCAACCUGCACAGCGCCCACUCCAAGCUGCACGGCUGGGGCCAGGUGUUCGAGAAGCAGCGCGAGACCCGCAAGCACCUGUUUGGCGGCCAGGUGCAGAAGGCCGUGCAGCCGCCGCACCUGUACCUGUGGCUGCUCAGGCUCCAGAACGCCCUGCUGGCCAAGUUCAGCUUCUACUUCCACGACGCGCUGAGCCGGCAGACCACGCUGUCCGAGAUGAAGGCCCUCACCGCCAAGACCUUGCCCGACUACUUCGGCAAGAUCUCCGGCUUCAUCCGCAAGUACGACGCCAUCAACGUCUCGCUAAUCUUCGACAACCGCGGCUCGGAGAGCUUCCAGGGCCACGGCUACCACCACCCGCACUCGUACCGCGAGGCGCCCAAGGGCGUGGACCAGUUCCCGGCUGUGGUGUCGCUGCCCAGCGACCGGCCCGUCACCCACUGGCCCAACGUCAUCAUGAUCAUGAGCGACCGCGCCACCGAGCUCAACACCCUGGACAAGGUCGUGCACUUCUACGACGACAAGGUCCAGAGCACCUACUUCCUGACCCGGCCUGAGCCCCACUUCACCAUCAUCAUCAUCUUCGACUCCCGGAAGUCGGAGAAGGAUUCGCACAUCGUCUCCUUCCUGCAGGAGCUCUCCAGCUCUCUGAGGAAUUCCAAGCCCUUCACCUUCCUGAAGCCGGGGUCAAAGGGCUGAGUCCAGGCCUCAGGGCUCCAGGCCCCAGGCCCCAAAUGCUGCUUCACUGAGCGGAAGCACAGCAGAGAGGCUUUCAGUCAGUUCUUGCUCAGUUUUUAACUGU
Messenger RNA from Megalops cyprinoides (Indo-Pacific tarpon), 2096 nucleotides. It is a transcript of the gene c23h12orf66, whose product is annotated as chromosome 23 C12orf66 homolog. Bases 647 to 1993 code for a protein of 448 amino acids. The transcript has 3 exons. Gene Ontology annotation, cellular component: KICSTOR complex. Lineage: Eukaryota; Metazoa; Chordata; Actinopteri; Elopiformes; Megalopidae. Gene Ontology annotation, biological process: cellular response to glucose starvation; cellular response to amino acid starvation; protein localization to lysosome. The record is from RefSeq and is a predicted model, not a curated record.